Syngnathoides biaculeatus (alligator pipefish) is the source of this 9267-nucleotide messenger RNA. RefSeq names its product disco-interacting protein 2 homolog Ba (gene dip2ba). The coding region runs from base 283 to 5097 and encodes 1604 amino acids. Lineage: Eukaryota; Metazoa; Chordata; Actinopteri; Syngnathiformes; Syngnathidae. The record is from RefSeq and is a predicted model, not a curated record. The transcript is spliced from 38 exons.
UGUAUAUGAAAAGUGAUCCAGGGAUGUGGAAGCACAUGAAAGUUGGGAUUUACGUACUGUGUAUAAUGUAAUUGUGGAGCGAGACUUUUUGCAUGGCGCGCAUUGUCAUUUCCAUGUUCCAAAUAAAAUGUUAAAAAAGGAGAAGUGUAAAAGUGGAGAAGGCGGCGAGGUAGUCUAUGCAGUCACGUGACCUUUGCGCUGCUAGGUGCGGCUGCUCGUGUGUGACUUUCUCCUUUAUGGCGGAGUGGCCAGCGCUGUGUUUUGUAUUCGUAUACUUGUUUUAUGUCUUGCGGAGCUUUUCUUCCACUCUGUAGUGGCUUUCGACCCUAUAGACCCUACGCUUGGCUCGUGUUUUCCGGUGAAGUCAUGGCAGACCGUGGCGUGGAUGUAUCCGCUCUGUCGAAGGAGGUUCGAGAGGAAUUGGCGGAGUUGGACUUGGAGCUGUCGGAAGGUGACAUCACGCAGAAAGGCUUUGAGAAGAAGAGAGCCAAGCUGCUGGCUUCCUGCUUCCCCAAUACAGAUAUGACUUUGUCAGAUGUGCAGCUUUCCGGGGGCCACAGCGGUGAUGCCACGUCCAGUCCCGAGGCCCCGGGCCCCUCCACAUCUUCAGCCUCCAAACACCAUCGUGCACACCGGAGUGGAGGGGCCAGAGAUGAGCGCUACCGAUCAGACAUUCACACAGAAGCUGUUCAGGCAGCACUCGCCAAGCACAGAGAGGAGAAAAUGCCCCUGCCCAUGCCAACCAAGCGACGCUCAGCUUUUGUCCAGUCUCCUGGUGAUGCUUGCACACCUCCAGACACGUCUUCUGCAUCAGAGGAUGAAGGCUCACUACGCAGAAAGACCGCCCUCAGUGCCGCACUGGCCCAGGGUCUGCAGAGUCCAGAUUACUGGAUCAACCGUUCUAUUCAAAGCUCCUCCACAUCCUCAUCGGCAUCAUCCACCCUCUCCCACGGAGAGCCAAAAAUCCAGCCGCAGCCCUCACCUCAGCCCGCUUCUUUACUGGCCGAUGUAGAAUCCCACACGCAGAUGGAGAACAGUGUCCCUCCUGAUUUGACAUCAUCUUCCACUGCUCAGGACAGAGGCUUGAGAAUGGACCUGCCUCCUGCCAUCAGGGGCAUGAGCCGUGGGCAGAGCCGCUCUAGCAUGCUGGAUACUGCUGACGGUGUGCCUGUCAACAGCAGAGUGUCCACUAAGAUUCAACAGUUGCUAAAUACGCUCAAACGGCCCAAAAGACCACCACUCAGUGAAUUCUUCCUAGACGACUCUGAGGAGAUCAUCGAAAUUCCCCAGCCAGAUCCCAAUACCCCAAAGCCAGAGGGCCGUCAAAUCAUCCCGGUAAAAGGGGAGCCCCUCGGUGUUGUGAGUAACUGGCCUCCUGCUCUACAAGCAGCCCUAGCCCGCUGGGGGGCCACCCAGGCCAAGAGCCCUGCCCUCACAGCACUGGACAUCACAGGAAAACCCCUCUACACGCUCACAUAUGGCAAACUGUGGAGUCGCAGUCUGAAACUGGCUUACACACUACUGAAUAAACUUGGCACAAAGACAGAACCUGUGCUACAACCUGGAGAUCGAGUGGCGCUGGUGUACCCAAACAGUGACCCUGGUAUGUUCUGGGUUGCAUUCUAUGGCUGUUUGUUGGCUGAGGUCAUCCCUGUGCCUAUUGAAGUACCGCUUUCGAAACAAGAUGCAGGCAGCCAGCAGAUUGGCUUCCUCUUGGGCAGCUGUGGGGUCAGUCUGGCACUGACCAGCGAAGUAUGUCUCAAAGGACUGCCCAAGACACCAAAUGGGGAGAUCAUUCAGUUCAAAGGAUGGCCAAGAAUGAAAUGGGUGGUGACGGACACCAAGUACCUGACCAAACCUUCCAAAGACUGGCAACCGCAUAUUCCCACUGCCAACACAGACACUGCCUACAUUGAGUACAAAGCCAGUAAGGAGGGCACCGUGAUGGGUGUGGCUGUUUCCAAGCUCUCCAUGUUGACUCACUGUCAAGCCCUGACGCAGGCGUGUAACUACUGUGAAGGUGAGACUCUGGUUAAUGUUUUAGACUGCAAAAAGCAUAUGGGUUUAUGGCAUGGGGUCUUAACGAGUGUCAUGAAUAGAAUACACACCAUUACUGUGCCCUAUUCAGUCAUGAAAGCCUGCCCCAUGUCCUGGGUUCAGAGGGUACACAUUCACAAAGCCCGCGUGGCCUUAGUAAAAUGCCGUGACCUUCACUGGGCAAUGAUGGCCCACAAAGACCAGAGGGACACCAAUCUGUCUUCCAUACGAAUGCUUAUAGUAGCUGAUGGAGCAAACCCAUGGUCAGUCUCAUCAUGUGAUGCCUUCCUGAAUGUUUUCCAGUCUCAUGGUCUAAAGCCUGAGGUCAUCUGUCCGUGUGCCACAUCACCCGAGGCCUUGACGGUGGCCAUUCGCAGACCCGGUGCACGAGGAGCUCCUUUGCCAGCCAGGGCCAUCCUCUCCAUGGGCGGGCUAAGCCACGGUGUGAUCAGAGUGAACACUGAGGACAAGAAUUCAGCUCUCACUGUUCAAGAUGUCGGCCACAUCAUGCCUGGAGCUCUGAUGUGCAUUGUGAAACCAGAUGGCUCUCCUCAGCUGUGCAAAACGGAUGAGAUAGGAGAGAUUCUGAUCAGUUCUCGAGCAGGGGGCACCAUGUACUAUGGCCUUCCUGGGGUCACCAAGAACACUUUUGAGGUGAUCCCUGUCAACCAAUCUGGAGCGCCUUUAAGAGUAGUUCCCUUCACCCGAACGGGUUUGCUUGGAUUUGUUGGCCCAGGCAGCCUGGUAUUUGUCGUGGGAAAGAUUGAGGGGUUGCUGAUGGUGAGCCGACGACGCCACAGCACCGACGACCUGGUGGCCACAGCCCUCGCUGUGGAGCCGGUCAAAACAGUUUACAGGGGCAGGAUCACCGUGUUUUCAGUGACUGUGUUUUAUGAUGAGAGAAUUGUGAUCGUGGCUGAGCAACGGCCUGAUGCCAGUGAGGAGGACAGCUUCCAAUGGAUGAGUCGAGUUCUGCAGGCCAUUGACAGCAUCCACCAGGUGGGCCUUUACUGCCUUGCCCUGGUGCCUGCCAACACCCUCCCAAAGACGCCUCUUGGUGGCAUCCAUACCUGCGAAACCAAGCAGAACUUCCUCGAAGGAAACCUGCACCCCUGCAACAUCCUCAUGUGCCCCCACACCUGUGUCACCAACGUGCCCAAACCAAGGCAGAAACAGCCUGUGGACGUUGGUCCAGCAUCGAUGCUAGUGGGCAACCUCGUGGCGGGAAAACGUAUUGCCCAGGCUACAGGCAGAGACCUGGGUGUUGUGGAGGAUCAGAUUUUGAUUCGGAAGCACCAGUUCUUAUCUGAUGCACUCCAAUCGAGAGCCCAGACCAACCCGGAACAUAUUCUCUAUGUCCUAUUGAAUGCAAAGGGGGUGGCGGUGUGCACGGCCACCUGUGCUCAGCUGCACAAGCGGGCAGAGAAAAUUACAGCCACCCUUAUCGAGCGAGGAGGCCUCAACGCUGGUGACAAUGUUGUACUUCUUUAUCCUCCAGGCGUUGACCUGAUAGCUGCCUUCUAUGGCUGCCUUUAUGCUGGUGUCAUCCCCGUGACCGUAAGACCCCCCCACCCACAGAAUCUGACCGCCACUCUUCCCACUGUCCGCAUGAUUAUUGAUGUGAGCAAAGCAGCCUGCAUCCUCACCACUCAGCCUCUCAUGAGGAUCCUCAGGUCCCGCGAAGCUGCUGCAAGCGUCAAUGUCAAGACUUGGCCCACUAUCAUUGAUACAGAUGAUCUACCCAGAAAGCGGCCACCACAUAUCUAUAAGCCCCCUACAGCUGAGAUGUUGGCUUACCUGGACUUCAGUGUGUCUACCACAGGCAUGUUAACUGGGGUAAAGAUGUCUCAUGCUGCAGUCAGCACUCUGUGUCGUUCCAUCAAGCUGCAGUGUGAACUCUACUCCUCACGUCAAAUAGCCAUCUGCCUGGACCCGUACUGCGGCCUAGGCUUUGUCCUGUGGUGCCUCUCCAGUGUUUACUCAGGUCACCAGUCAAUCCUCAUCCCUCCCCUAGAGCUGGAGAGCUCGCUUCCACUGUGGCUGAGCACACUCAGUCAGUACAAGAUCCGAGACACCUUCUGCUCCUACUCUGUCAUGGAGCUCUGCACCAAAGGCCUCGGAACCCAGACAGAGAUGCUGAAGGCGCGUGGUGUAAAUCUGUCAUGCGUGCGCAGCUGUGUGGUGAUAGCUGAGGAGCGGCCUCGACUUUCCCUCACACAGUCCUUCUCCAAGCUCUUCAAAGAUGUCGGCCUAUCCUCACGAGCCGUCAGCACUGCUUUUGGCUCCAGGGUCAACCUUGCCAUCUGUAUGCAGGGCACAGCUGGACCAGACCCCUCCACUGUCUAUGUGGACAUGAAGUCCCUGCGUCAUGACAGGGUAAGACUGGUGGAGAAGGGUGCGCCACAAAGUCUUCCGCUCAUGGAAUCAGGAACAAUACUACCUGGGUUGCGAGUCAUUAUUGUCAACCCAGAGACCCGAGGACCGCUGGGAGACUCCCAUCUCGGUGAGAUCUGGGUGAACAGUCCCCAUAGUGCAAGUGGCUACUACACCAUCUACGGUGAGGAGAGCCUCCAGGCGGAUCACUUUAAUACCCGACUCAGCUUUGGGGAUCCCAACACACUGUGGGCCAAAACAGGCUACCUGGGCUUCAUAAAGAGAACGGAGCUGUUGGAUGCUAGUGGAGAUCGUCAUGAUGCCUUAUUUGUAGUGGGCUCCCUGGAUGAGACGCUGGAGCUGAGGGGCUUACGUUACCACCCCAUCGACAUUGAAACGUCCGUGUCUCGGGCUCACCGUAGCAUCUCAGAGAGCGCCGUGUUUACAUGGACCAAUUUACUUGUGGUGGUGGCCGAGUUGAGCGGCUCCGAGCAGGAAGCCUUGGACCUGGUGCCCCUUAUUACCAACGUGGUUCUUGAGGAGCACCACCUCAUUGUGGGCGUAGUGGUCAUCGUGGACCCGGGUGUGAUCCCCAUCAACUCCCGAGGAGAGAAGCAGCGGAUGCACCUGCGCGACUCCUUCCUGGCCGACCAGCUGGACCCCAUCUACGUGGCCUACAACAUGUGAUCAGAGGGAGGAGAGCGUUUCCGAGCAAUCAAAGCUUGCUUCGUCCGUCUCCCUCAAUGUUCUUGUCAGACAUCUUUUUUUUUUUUUAAUUCCUGGCACUUUUCUCAAUUCACUGUUGUUUUCCAUGUGAACAUUCCAUCGAGAUAUUUUUUUGUUAUUACCCCCUACACAUGCAAAAAAAGACCCUCACUUGUAACUAGUAGGGUGGCACACCAACCGGACCUACUGAGAAGAAGUGGAACUUUCCUCCUCCUCCUUGCAAUUUUUCGUCCUCGCACCUUGGAUUCCACUUCCUGCCCAGCCUUCCUCAAAGGGAACACAUUCCCGUCCAUAUCCACUGCUGUGCCAGCGCCAAACCUCUGUUUCAGCAUUAACACGAGCCAUCAGUAGGCUCCGUACUGUCACAUGCACAAGGGCAGCGCAUGCUUCAAAAUGUCCUGAAAAUGCACUUGAAUGACAGUAAGGAUAAGUUUAAAUGAGGGCUAAUUGUUUGGUGACCAUUUUGUCGCUCUUUUUAAUUGUCCUAAAAAAAAAAACCUGCCUGUUGGCAUUAGCAAACAAUAUUUAGCUACGGCUUUAUUUGAUAGCACAAAUUGAGGGAAUUUCCACUCAAAUCUUGCAAAAAAGGACCUAGGACAGUUAGUUGCACGUUGAGGCCCCAUCCAGACCUACUUGGAUAUUUACAAAUAUCUUGAGUCCAUAAACGUAGGUGGGUUUUUUUGUCCUUAAGGUGUUGCAAUCAGUCACUGAUGGUGUAGUGGUACACUCACCUGACUUUGGUGCUGGUUGCGUGGGUUCAGUUCCCACUCUUUGACAGUGUGAGUGGUUGUCCAUGUCUAUGUGUGCCUUGCAACUGACUUGUGACUAGUUCAGGUUUAUGGAGUUGGUCUUUCGCCCAAAGCCAAGUGAUUCCGGUGGUAAGUAAAUAAAAUAAAAGUAAAUAAGUUCCGGUGCACUGUGAGCCUAACCAACGUGAGCAGUGUUGAGAAUGAAUGGCUGUUACAAUCUCCCUAGUCGAACAAACAAAUACAUUUAUUUUUGUCAAUUAGUGUAGUAAAACUAUGUACUGUAUGCGGUCCAUGCAGCAGACCCCAAGCAUAUGCCCCCCCCCAUGCCAACAACCUAGAUGAACUUUUGAAUAAGUGGUGGUUAGCAUAUGCUAACUUUGUGUUAUCCAUCCAUCCAUUUUCUUCGCUGGUUAUCCUCACGAGGGUUGGUGGAGUGCUGGAGCCUAUCCCAGCUGUCAACGGGCAGGAGGCAGGGUACACCCUGAACUGGUUGGCAGGGUACAUGGAGACAAACAGCUGCACUCACAAUCACACCUUGGGGCAAUUUAGAGUGUCCAACUAAUGUUGCAUGUUUUUGGGAUGUGGGAGGAAACCGGAGUGCCCAGAGAAAACCCACGCAGGCACGUGGAGAACAUGGGCUGGGAUCGAACCUCAGAACUGUGAGGCCUACGCGUUACCAUCUGAUCCGCCAUGCUACCUAACUCCCUGUUACGUAACACUAAUUUAUGCCCGCUGUGCAGCUCUUCUUGGAUUUUGGAAUUGUUAUAAUGGUACUUCCUUGUAGUUCAGCAGCUGGACUCCUCCCAUAACUUAAAAUGUUGGAUCUACAGCCAUCCGAGCUGACCAAUCAUUGGCGCGGACACUUGGUGUGGCAACGGGAUUAUACAAAUUAGCUGCACUGAUAUGUCACAGUUCUGCAUAAUUCAGAAAGGGUUCCUCAAAGAAAAUUUUGGAAAACAGACACCCAUUAAAACAUUUACGUGGUUAUGUAAUUUCACAUUUGGUGUUUUUUUUUGUGGACUAAUAUUUCUUGAAAUGCUGGAGCUAGAGAAAAAUAGUUUUUGUCAUUCAUUUUCUGUACUACUUAUCCUCACUAGGGUAGUGGGAGUGUUGUUACCUAUCCCAGCUAUUGUUAGGUGAGAGUCAGGGUAAACCCUGAACUGUUUGCCAGCCAGUCGCAAGGCACCUAUAAACAAACAACCGUUCACGCUCACAUUCACACCUAUGGACAAUUUAGCGUCUUCAAUUAACCUACCAUGGAUGGUUUGGGAAGUGGGAGGAAACCGAAGUACUUCGAGAAAACCCUUGUGAGCACUGGGAGAACAUGCUAACUCCACACAGGCUAGGCCGGAUUUGUAUCCUCAGAACACUGAGACAAAUGUGCUAACUAGUCGUACAGUUUUCUGCCGUUUUUAUUUUUCUUCUUUUCAAUAUUCCUAUAUGUUUUUCCCUUUAUGGCUUGUGGUUGACCUGAUCUGGUGCAUUCGAAAGCAGGCCCCUUCAACUGGUCUCAGCCAUAGUUACCUGUGGACAUGAAGUCACCACCCACUUUUGAAGAAGUCAAAACCAAGCACCUGUAUACUUCUGUUAAAAUAGCCUUGUCAACAGCAUGUCAUCCUUUUCAACAAAUGUAAGGAAAACAGCAUGGGAAAAGUGCAUUUCAGACGACCUCAGCACUAACCAAGGAGAAACAGGAGCACUGCAUGUAUUAAAGCUGAAUAAAUUUUUUCAUUGACCAAGAAAACAAAAACAAAAAAGUGACACUUGAUACCCUAUUUCAUCCUUGGUGUAAAAUAGCAAUUUCAAGUUUCAAGAUCAAAUUUGAAUCUUUUCUCUGACACCGGUAGAGAAUGACUGCUCUCAAAAAGCCCAUGACAAGUUCAUUGGUCGUCAGAGUUGUUUUAGCGUAUGAACGCUCACCCACCAGCACUGGCAUCCUGAUCAAAAGAGUCGAUUCAAAAAGAUUAGUUGUCAUAUUUUUAGACAAAACUAAUCUGAUUACACAUCAAAAAGUCAUCACAGAAAAAGUAAUUUGUUUUUAGGCAAUUUUCUUCUGUUUUUAAUUAUACACAACAAAAAUGCCAGUGGAAUAACAUUUUUUGUACAAAUUAGCUUGAAACUGACAACUGGGGAAAAACACUAUUUUAUGUGUAAUCCGAUUAGUUUUGACUUGAGAUAAAACAUAUUCAUGGUAAGAUUAGAAGUUUUUGCGGUGUUUAUAGAAGUCUGAGCUGUGCCGUUUCACAAUGAAGCUCCAUUCUAACUUGGAGUUCUAUCAAGUGGAUAUCAGCGAGCCAGGCCAGGACAACUUUUCCCUUAUUGAAACCCGCAGAACUAUUCAUUUGAAGCUCCUUGAAUCAUAUUGGAACUAUUGUGCCACUCUAUUCAUUGUUCGCUCGUGUAUCGUCCAUUGUCGCAUAGUCCCAAGUUUUCUGAAUGUCUUACACUGAAAACAAGGUAGGAACAGUGGAGUGGUAGUUAUAAGUGAGUCAUAUAGAGAAAUGUUAAAGUUGUAGGGGAACAAUGAGAGUAAGGAUGUAUGUGUAUUCUGUAUUUUAGGUCAGAUACUGUUAUCACUGGUGUUAUUAUCGUCGGGUACAUGCAAAUGGUCAGUGAGACUUGACUAAUCUUUCAUACUUGACAGCAUUUUUCUGCUUUUAUUUGCAAACAAACAAAAAAUACUUUAUUUUAGAUGAUUCUAGCAGGAACACCAUGCACUUUCCCCAAAACUGUUGUGUUUGUGUGUUUACAUGUUUAAUUGGCUUGUAUGGUGGUUUAUUUUUUAAAUCUAUAUUAUUCAAUUGAAAUGUAUCUUUUUUUAAAUGUUUUUUUAUGUCACCACCACUGUAACCUUUUCAACCCAACUAUGGGAUUUAAUAUACAUUAUAGAGUUUUGUCAUUGCUCCUUUUUCUUUGUGUUAGCAACAUCACAUUGCAUUGAGUGACAUGUAUGCAAGAGGCAUGUGAGAAACGCUCAUGGAUAAGUGAAGCAUUUGAGCCAGUUUUGUGACUUUUCUUCUGUUGUAACUCUUACAAGUUUUUAAUAAAGUUUUAUAAUUUGUGAGCUUUUUUCGGUGCUAUUCUAUUAGGGAUGUGAAAAUGUCCUCCUCAAGUGUCUGGAUGCUCAUCACUUACUAUUCAUUGCUCUGUUCCGGAAAGGAUUACCAUUCAUUCCAUAACUCCCAAGUAAUUUCAAGCACAAGCUGAUGUGAGCAUGUGUGUGCUUUUCAUGUAUGUGGCCACAAUGUAUACCUCAACAAUGACUUGUCUCUUCACUAUGCAUCGACCAGCUGCAAGCAACACUUCGCUCAAUGGUAUGAUUUCGCCGAAGCUGUCUUGCAAAAAAAAAAAAAAAACUCACUGGAUGUAUCUCAUUUUAAAU